UUCACUUCAUUUACUUAGGCAAAAGAUAUAAAGAUUGUCAAGAGAUGCUGAGGCAGAACAAAGACCUGGUAAACCAGAACGGUGUCUAUACGAUUUAUCUCGGAUGUAACAAACCACGGAGGGUCUUCUGUGACAUGACGACCAAUGGAGGCGGAUGGACGGUGAUACAGAGAAGGAUUGAUGGAUCAACAGACUUUAACAGAGAAUGGAAAGAUUACAAGGAAGGCUUUGGGGAACCAAGUAAAGAAUACUGGUUAGGGAAUGACGCAAUUCAUGAUCUUACCGAUAGAAGAGAACAAGAAUUGUGGAUAGACUUGGGGAAAUUCUCUGGCUCAUUCGUGUACGCUCGAUAUUCAAACUUUUCAAUCGGGAAUGAGAAAGACAAAUACCAACUGACUAUUGCAGGAUAUAGCGGAAAUGCAGGAGACGCGAUGGUGAGUUCUGUAAAUUUAAAUGGUAUGUCGUUUACAACAAAGGAUCGUGAUAAUGAUAAGAGCUCCGCCAGCUGUGCUGUUAAGUAUCGCACUGGUGGAUGGUGGUACUAUAGCUGUGGACAUUCAGCUCUCAACGGUGACUACCAAACCACAAACAAGAAGAACUACAAAGGUCUGUUUUGGGGAGCAAAUAGUGAAAACAUGAAAUCUGUUAAAAUGAUGAUCAGGUCAAAAUUAUCAUCCCCAUACGUCAGAUGAAUCUGUAUGAUGACAUUUUUGAUAUGAAAUGGUUAGAAGGUUGCCUCGAGGAAAAUGAUCACAAUGUUAUAGAUAUGAUGUAUAUUAAAUGUUAAACGUUGAA
Molecule: messenger RNA, 795 nt
Organism: Saccostrea cuccullata (small rock oyster)
Lineage: Eukaryota; Metazoa; Mollusca; Bivalvia; Ostreida; Ostreidae
Product: ryncolin-1-like
Exons: 4
Coding region: 45-692 (215 amino acids)
Source: RefSeq, a predicted model, not a curated record